AUGACCAAAGAUAACCACUCCAUGACAAAUGUUUUUACCCUCACUGGAUUUACAGAUCAACCAGAGCUGAAGCCCCUUCUGUUUGUGAUGUUCUCUAUUAUCUAUCUGAUCACCAUGGUGGGGAAUCUUGGUUUGGUGGCAUUGCUCUAUGUGGAGCAUCGUCUUCACACACCAAUGUACAUCUUUCUGGGCAACCUGGCCUUGAUGGAUUCCUGCAGUUCCUGUACUAUUACCCCCAAGAUGUUAGAGGGUUUAAUUUCAGAAGAAAGAUUGAUUUCCCUCUAUGAAUGCAUGGCACAAUUUUAUUUUCUCUGUUUUGCUGGAAGCGCAGCCUGCUUUCUUCUGGCAGCAAUGGCCUAUGACAGGUAUGUGGCAAUAUGCAGCCCACUGCAGUACCACACCAGGAUGUCAAAGAAACUCUGCAUUCAGAUGACCACAGGGGCCUACACUGCUGGAAAUUUGCACUGCUUGGUUCAUUUAGGGUUUCUCUUUAGGUUAACUUUUUGUGGCUCUCAUCAAAUCAAUCACUAUUUUUGUGAUGUUUUUCCAUUGUGCAAACUUUCUUGUGUUGACCCCUAUAUCAAUGAACUGAUGAUGCCCAUCCUUUCGGGGUCAAUUCAAAUCUUUACAAUUACCAUAAUCAUAAUUUCUUAUCUCUGCAUCCUUUACACUAUUUUCAAAAUUAAAUCCAAAAGGGGAAGAGGCAAAGCCUUAUCAACUUGCGCAUCCCAUUUUCUCUCUGUCUCAUUAUUCUAUGGUUCUGUUCUUUUCGCUUAUGUUCUACCAAAUUCAGUUCAAGAAGAAGAUAAAGACAUAUAUAUUGAUAUUUUUUAUACUAUGGUAAUUCCUUUUUUAAACCCUUUUAUUUAUAGUCUAAGAAAUAAGGAAGUAAUAAAUGUUUUGAAAAGAAUUAUGAAGAAUAAAGCACAUAACAUUCUGAAAGAAACAUCCUGCUCUAUAGCAAACUGA
Messenger RNA from Choloepus didactylus (southern two-toed sloth), 969 nucleotides. Its product is annotated as olfactory receptor 5K1-like. Gene Ontology annotation, cellular component: membrane. Gene Ontology annotation, biological process: sensory perception of smell; G protein-coupled receptor signaling pathway. The record is from RefSeq and is a predicted model, not a curated record. Gene Ontology annotation, molecular function: G protein-coupled receptor activity; odorant binding; olfactory receptor activity. Bases 1 to 969 code for a protein of 322 amino acids. Lineage: Eukaryota; Metazoa; Chordata; Mammalia; Pilosa; Megalonychidae. The transcript has a single exon.